Sinocyclocheilus rhinocerous is the source of this 4024-nucleotide messenger RNA. RefSeq names its product probable WRKY transcription factor protein 1. Bases 43 to 4014 code for a protein of 1323 amino acids. The transcript has 10 exons. Lineage: Eukaryota; Metazoa; Chordata; Actinopteri; Cypriniformes; Cyprinidae. Gene Ontology annotation, molecular function: small GTPase binding; GTPase activator activity. Gene Ontology annotation, biological process: regulation of GTPase activity. The record is from RefSeq and is a predicted model, not a curated record.
UCAGAGGACAACGGCACCUUUGAGUUUGGCAGAAGAGUGAAGAUGUCUGUUAAACCAGACGAUAGCAAGGAUGAGGAGGGGACUCAUGGGCCGGAGGUCACAGUUGUGGAGACGAACCGCUUUGGCUUCAUUCUAGGGAAUGGAGAAACUGACAGGGAUGGUCCAUGUCCUGAGUUAGUGAGACAUCGAGAGUCUAAGUGGCUCAGCCUCAUGACUCAAUGGGAGCAAGUGAUGGAGAAAAAGAGCAACAAGGUCAAAGGUCAGUGUCAGAAGGGCAUUCCAGCAUCUGUCAGGGCAAAGGGCUGGCCAUUGCUCUGUGGAGCUAAGGAUAGAAAAGAAAAAAAUGACAAACUCUACGAACGUCUAGUUAAAGCUCCAGAUCAUCAGGGAUGGACCGAUAUCAUCAAAAGAGACACAGACAGACAGUUUCCCUUCCAUGAGAUGUUCCAGUCCAAAGACGGCCAUGGUCAGAAGGACUUGCUGGAGGUCCUGAAAGCGUACACUCAGUAUCGUCCAGACGAGGGCUACUGUCAGGCGCAGGGUCCAGUGGCUGCUGUCCUUCUGAUGAACAUGCCUGCUGAGGAGGCGUUCUGGUGUCUGGUGCAGAUUAGUGAUCUCUACCUCCCUGGAUACUACAGCCCUCUGCUGGAAGGUGUUUUAUUCGAUGCUGCUUUUCUCUCAAGCAUUUUUAAAAAACUGUGUCCAGCCGCACACAAACACCUACAGAAUCAGGGGGUGGAGCCUCUGAUGUUUGCCACUGAUUGGCUGAUGUGUUUGUACAGCCGUCACCUGCCCUUCGACACUCUGCUCAGAGUCUGGGAUCUCUUUUUCUGCUAUGGUGUGCGGGUUUUGUUUCAGGUCGCUGUGGUGCUGGUGCGCCGUUGUCUGGGAGAAGGGCGGCUGCGAAAGGAGUGUGACGGACAGAUGGAAACGCUGGAGAGACUGCGAGGUGUUAAACAGCGUGUCCAACAUGAGCAGGCUGAUGCUUUUAUCCAUGAGGUAUGUUCCGUGUCUCUGUCCUUGGCGGACCUGCAAAAACAAACUGAGAAAGAGCUAGAGAGAUGGAAAAAAGAGAGACCAAACUCGACCUUUGACCCGCGAGGGCGAUGUCACGGAUACCGGAUGGUUUGGGAGAGAGCACAGGAUAAACCAAAGGAACAGGAAAAGAAGGAGCGACCGAAGGGGAGCCUGACUCUUCCUCUCACGCGCUCACAUUCUUCUCUUUCUCCUUUGGUUCUGCGCAAGAAAUGGAGGAAGAGGAGCAGUAAGACUGACACGGAGGAGUGGGACGCAGGGGGAAGAAAUUUCUCACGAAGCGUGAUGGAGGAGAGCGACGAUGAGGAGGUGAGGAGGAGGAGUGUGUGCGGUAUCAUUGGGGAGCAAAGGGCCAAACGGGACAGGCUAGCAGACGAGCUCUGCUCACACAAAGAUCACAACACACAUCCCAAAAUCUCAGUGGUGGUGUCCUCCAGCAUUGACUGCGAUGUUUUUGAGAAAGAACAUACAGAAACCUCUUUGAACCAAGAGAAGGAUCAUUUAGAAACAACACGAGGUGAUGAGAAAGAAAGGACCGCUGGUUGUGUGGUUGAGGAGAGCAUACAGACACAUCACCAUAUACAGGACACAAAUCAAGAUGCACAGAGUACAGAAACGCAAGGACAUCAGGAUGAACAGAAUAUAGAAAAAGACAAAAAUCAAGAUGAUCAGAACACAGAAGCACCAACAAAUCAAAAUGAACAGAAUACAGACAAACAGACGUGUCAAGAUGAACAGACUGUGGAGACUGAGAGAAUUUUAGAGCCAUGUGAAGAAAGUACAUCACAGGAAGAAGACAUACAAACAGAACACUGCAAACAAGAAGAAGAAACAGAAGAUAGGUUGCCAAACACCAUAAUGACUUUAGAAAAUGAGGAAAAUAUCCCAGAGAAAGAGGUACAGAUACAUGUUGUUCAGGAGGAAGAGAGGUCUCAAACAUCUGGUGAUCAACAUGAAGAACAAGAACAUUCAGAAAGGCAGAAAGAAGAUUUGUUCAUUAACACAGCUAUAGAGGAAGAUGAGGAGACUCGGCUUAUUGGUGAAAACCAUACUGAUGCAGACAAGGAGGAAGGGAUUCAGCAAGAGUUUGAUCUUCUCCCUGAGGAGACCACAGAGAUAUCAGACCCUUCAAACAUGUGUGAGGAGAAAGAUGAUGAGAGACAAGAUACAAGCUUAGACGAGAGCGAUAGUCCCUCUCAUAGUGGUAAAGAGACAUUGCAACCACCUGAAAUAGUGCUAACAUCAUUCUCUUUAAAAACUGAACGAGAAAUUGAAACUGAGCAUCCGGAUGGACCAACUGAUCCCGAACAGCAAUCCCAAUCAAGCGACCAAGAGCACAGUGACGUGGAUACUACUGUUACUUCCAGAGAGUUGGAGCCUUGUCCAAUAGAUUCCACUGUGGAAGAUGCAGAAGGAUCUGGCAACCCAGAGCAGAGUGAAGUGGAUUCUGCUGAUGACACCAACAUCCUUGAACCUCAGGAAGAGGGUGCAGCAUCUACACACUCUGUUGGCACAUGUGAUAAAGAAAUCAGUGAAGUAAAUAAAUCUGAAAACAUAGUAUGUUGUGAAAUCAAUACUGACGAAUCAAGCAACCUCACAAACAAUGUAGAGGAUGAUACUUGUAGAUCUGUCCAUGCAGAAAGCAUUGAAAUGCAUGCUGCUCCUGGAUCAGAAAACCUUGAAUGCAACACAACAGAUAUUACUGCUGAUUCUGGCAAACUAGAAAGCAAUAGUCUGGAAAUUGCUGCUGGAUCUGGCAACCCAGAGAGCAACAGUGUCCCUGUUACAAGUGAAUCUGGAAACCCAGAGCAGAGUGACGUGGAUGGCAACCUUGAAAACAAUGAUGUGCAUGUUACAACUGAAUCUGGCAACCUUGAAUGCAACAUAACAGAUGUUACCACUGAAACUGAAAAAACAGAAAGCGAUGGCAUGGAUGUUGCUGUUGGAUCUGACAAUUCAAAGAACAAUAUAAUUGGUUCUCCUGUUGAAAACCCACAAUGUAACGAUGUACAAGUUACAACUGGAUCUGGCAACACAGAGAACAAUAUGGUGGAUUCUGCUAUUGGAUCUGGCAACCCAGAUCACAAAGUACAUGUCACAACUGAAUCUGACAACUCAGAGACCAAUAGAGAGCAUGUGACCACUGGAUCUGACAACCCAGAAUGCAAUGAUGUGCCGUCUACAAGUGAAUCUGGCAACCCUGAGAACAAUAUCGUGGAUUCUGCAGUUGGAUCUGGCAAUCCAGAUUACAAAGAAGAUCAUAUCACAACCAGAUCUGAAAACUCAGAGACCAGCAAAGAGCAUGUAAGCGCUGGAUCAGGCAACCCUGAGUGUAAAACCGAGGAUUGUGCUGCUGAAUCUGGCAACCCUCAUAACAAUGAAUGUGCAAUACCAGGAAACAGCCAGGGGUUAGAGUCCCCCUCUUCAAUUUCAACUUCAAAAUCCCCAAACCCAAAUGUCCCACCAGCUCACCUCCGCAGCUCGCGGGUUUCCUAUCCCACAAUCCUCUCCGAGGACACCUUCAAAGAGCCACAGCAGCAAGAACACACACAUUCAGAACAGACAACACCCUCACCGACACAAGACACAGAGGCUCAGCCCAACUCACCAACAAAGUCAGGCCCUCCAAAACGUCUGGGUCUGUUUCGCCGUCUCCGAGGGGAGACCAAUAAAACCCCCGUCCCCAAAAUCCUCAUCCAGGACUUUAGCGAGAAAGAGGAGAGGCUGACGGCAAAAGAAAGGAGGAGGCGGAAGAGAGAGAAAGAGCGAAAAGAAAGAGAAGAGAAAGACAGAAAGAAACGAGAGAAGGAAAUGGAAAAGGACAAAGCAAAAGAAAGGAAGAAGCCUCAGACAAGAGGAAAGAGCUUCCAGGUGCUCAGCAGGAAGGGUGCUAAUAAUGCCGUGACCCCCGGGAACAGUGACUCUCAGACGUCUCACGCCAGGAGAAACUCUGCUCCUUUUUCUGACGGAUAUUUUUAAAUAAUCAGAG